UUUUCUACAGAAGAACGAGGCAGGAAAAGAGAAAUGGCGCGGAUCAGUUGGAGGAUUAGUAGAAGCUCCAAUCGACCAAGUGUGGAACUUAGUAUCACAAAGUAGUAGACUGUCCGAAUGGAUGCCAAUGGUGGAAAGAUGCACUGAUUUAGCUGGAGAAGAAGGAAUUCCAGGCUACGUUCGGCUAGUUUCUGGUUUCAUGUUUCCUCAAAAGGAUGGAGACAGGUCCUGGAUUAAGGAAAAACUAAUUUCUAUGGACAUUUCAUCACAUAGUUAUGUUUACAAAAUGGAAGCAAGCAAUGUAGGUCUUGAUGGAUCAACAAAUUCGCUAAAACUCUUUGAUUAUGAAGAUAAUACAACUCUUGUCAACUGGACAUUUGAAAUAAAUCCACUGGAAGGUGCAUCAGAGGACACAAUUAUAGAUUACUUGGGAUUUCUUUAUAAAUCUUGUAUUACUAGAAUUAAGUUUGCUAUUGAUGCCUCCUUUCAGAAGUGA
Molecule: messenger RNA, 496 nt
Organism: Nicotiana attenuata
Lineage: Eukaryota; Viridiplantae; Streptophyta; Magnoliopsida; Solanales; Solanaceae
Exons: 1
Source: RefSeq, a predicted model, not a curated record